AUGGGGCCUGAGAAACAGGAGUUGAAGGCCCAGGAGGUCCCUGAAGCCAGCCCUCGUCGCAGCGAGGAAGGUGCGGUAGAGCCCGCUGUGAUGUCCGGAGAGGAUGCGCAAGAAGAGCCUGCUGCUGGUAGUCCUGUCAAGGAAAGCGUAGCUGGCGUAGCUGUCGUAGCUGACCCAGCAGAGCCCAGUCUCCAAAGUGAGGCAGCAGGCCCUGCUGCUGAAGCUGCUGAAGCUGCUGAAGCCAAAGGCGACGCUGAGAAGCCUGCAACGGAUGAGAAGGGUGCUGAAGCUCUUUCACCGGUACAAAACGGUGCAAAGAGGAGUCCGACCAGGAGUCCGAGCGGGAGUCCAGCCAGUGGUCCAAAGGGACAGGCAGAAACUCCCAGCCUUCAAUUCGCCACCCCAGCUCCUCCUGCAGCCCAACAUGACUCUCCGGUGAGUCCUCUUCGCAACUCUCCUGUCAGCCAGCAACUGGAGGCCUCCCCAAAGGCCGCAGAGUUGGCCAGUUUCGCGCCACCCAUCACGGAGAAACAGCAACUGAGAUGGCAAACAUUGUACCUGAAAGAGGCUGUUUGUCCAUUUCCCACCAGUCUCCUGAAAGUCCAGAAGGUGAAGAUGGAGAGUUUGGCGGAUUGGAAUACGGUGAAGGUGGUGUUCCGGGCGACCGUGGGGUUGGAGCAGAACAUGAAGAUGAUGAAGGCUGGCGACGUGGCAGAAAUCACAAAGAGAGAGGACGAGCCAAAGCAGCUCGACCUGGAUGACACGGAAGCGCUCAGACAGCAUGCUGCUGGAUAUGGAGGAGGCGAACUUAAUGAUGACUUGAACCUGGCGAAUGAUCUGAGCAACAGCGAUUUCGUGUCGCCAUCUGAUUCAAAGGAGUUCACUGUGAAGUUACAGAAGCUGCCUGGAAUGAGGUUGGGCGUGGAAUGUGUCCAAUUUGCGGACGAAUUGGUGGUGCAGGCCAUCUCAGAAGGUAUGGUUGCAGAGGAAUGGAACCAGAAGAAUCCCUUUCUGGCGAUCAAGGAGGGCGACGUGAUUCGCCAGGUCAACAGCAUUCGCGGUGAUCCCAUGAAGAUGUUGAGCAAGCUGCGGUCUGGAUUGGUCUUAACCGUCAAGGCUGAGCACUGCUCCCGGCAAGUGCCCAGAGAGGAAGAGAACCAUUUUCAGACGAUAAAACGGACCGGUGGGGCUUUGCUGCGCUUCCAUCAACGAAUGGAAAUGGAGGCACAGAUCAUGGACCAGGCCUUUGCCAUGGCUGCCAUUUCAAGGAGACACGAACGGCAGGAUCUGGAUGCCAAGGUUUGGGAGGCAGCAUCUGCCUGGAAUCUGGAAAGUUUCAUGUUCUUUGAGGAAGUGCCCUUCCUCGCGGCCUUCGGCUACACUGCCAAGGACAAGUUGAACUGGGACCAGGGGAAGGUGAUCCCCAAGCUGACCAUGGAUUUGGACGAGCAUUUUGAACAGGCGGGAUGCACUUGGUACGUCAUCAAGUGUAAAUUGGAAGUGCCUGUGGAUGAUGGGAAGGUCGAGACCAUGACAUGGGAGGCACCGCGAAGGCUGCACCAUUUACGUAUGGAGUUGCACGAUCGCAUGAAGUACUACAUGGAGGAGAAGUUUUAUGCGCGCGUCUUUGGUGAAACUCCCUUUGCCAGGCAAGUUUCAGACUUGGCCAAGCUGCAGCAUUGUAACAACUGA
Messenger RNA from Cladocopium goreaui, 1692 nucleotides. The record is from the annotation of a GenBank genome assembly. NCBI's taxonomy places the organism in Eukaryota, Dinophyceae, Suessiales, Symbiodiniaceae.